AUGGUGGUGGACGAUGAAGAGGAGAUGAUGGUGGAGGAGGUGGAGGAGGAGAAAAAGGAGGAGGAGGAGGAGGAGGUGGUGGCGAUGUUGGUGGUGGUAGGAGAACCAGCCUCCGCCAGUCCAUCCACGUAUGCGAGCAAGUCUACGAAAGGCGCCAGCAAACUUCGAAGGGACCUGAUAAACGCCGAAAUCGCGAAUCUACGUGACUUACUGCCGUUGCCGCCCUCGACACGCCAGAGGCUUUCCCAGCUGCAACUUAUGGCCUUGGUCUGCGUGUUCCUGCGAAAAGCCAACUACUUUCAGCAAGCGCUGAAAAACUGUCCAUCCGAAUCCUCGAAUAUUCCAACACCUAACAUAGGAUUCUCAAAAGCGAUGUCCGGCUUCAUCAUGAUGAUGACGCAGCAAGGGAAAUUGUUAUACAUAUCGGAAAAUGCGGCGGAUUAUCUUGGACAUUCCAUGGAAGAUUUGCUCAUUCACGGCGACAGCGUGUACGACGUGAUUGACAAGCAGGAUCACAUGGUCGUGCAGACCCAAUUAUCCAGGAACAGUCCCGUCCCCAGUGACAGAAGAUUGUUCCUCUGUCGCAUCAACGUGUCGAGGAAUUCUCGCAGGCAACUACGAUUUGGUGAUCAAAAGGUAGUCCUCGUAGAGGGUCACUUUUUGCCGUUCGUCCCGGUCUGCAAUCGCAAUGAGUUCGUCUUCUUGGCCUCGUGCACUCCAGUGGUCCUGCCGGAGACCAGAGAGAGCAUUGUCCAGGGUGCAACGAACAUCUUCACCACGAUUCACUCGAUGGACAUGAAGUACCUGCACAUCGACAAAACCGCGGAAAGUCAUCUAGAGUACACUCGUGCCGAGCUGGUCAACGUAUCCUGGUAUAAUCUACUUCAUUGGGACUCCAUAAGGACGGCCUAUUGCAAGCAUCAGACUGUCAUCCAGUCCGAUCAGGAGCGCUCGACUACCGCUCUGUUGAGGCUACAAAGCCGCUCCGGGAGGUGGUUCUGGGUCCACUGCGUAUUGCAGGUCAAGGACACUUCCGACGAAUGCCAGCAUCCCAUCAUCGUUUGCACGAAUCAAGUCCUGACAGAUAAGGAGGCGGAAGUGAUGCGCUCCAGUUCGUGGCUGUACCAGUAUUCGUCUCAGGCGAAGUUCACUUACGGACUCUGUCCCGGGGGACAAGGUCGCGGCGCCGUAUAUCCCUCCACGGGAUCUACCGGCGCCAGCCAAAGCCAGGACUACGUCCGCACGUACUCGCAUGACGUCAACGCUCAGCACUCGCCAUCAAUGGGAGCAGACCGGUCUGAGACGGAGUCGCAUGGAUCCGCGAAGACGGCAGCGCAAUCGAUGGACUAUCCCGGCAGGCGACUCCUGCGGGACGACGCAGAGCCGGUGGACAUGUCGAUAAGCGGCGCCGAGCAGCACGAGGGUAGAAACAUUUACGGUGCGAUCGCUGGUCAGCAGCAGCAGCAGCAACACGUCCUGGACGAUUCGAUCAGGUACCAUCACAAGCAGUACCACAAGAGCUCGCUACACCUGGCUGGCUAUCGGGCCAAGUUCGUGCAGUGCCAUGGCGCGCAGUACGCGAGCGGAUGUGCGGACGUGUUAUCAGUGCCCGCGGCCAAGUAUUACCACCUUACCGACCUCGACCGGGACUACUGCUGCCCGGAACGCGGCGGUCUGCUGCUGCACAAGCGGCUGCCGGCGAAGGCUUUGAUCGCACCACCCCCAACCGUGGUUGGUUCGACGGCAGAACCGGCGCCGCCGGACACCGGCACCCUGACCGACAGUUGGGGCGCCAGCCCGGCAUGGUCGGACGCGCUGCAGAGGGUGCCUGAUGUAGUUCACCAGGAGCUCAGUCCAUACAUCACCACGCCGACCACGCCAGUCAACACGCCCGACUCGGACACUCUGCACUCAGAGGCGCCAAUUUUCAACUUCGACUGGGCUGGCACCGAGCAACACGUGCCGAAUCUGAAAAUUACCUUUCACCGCGGCGGCGGUGGUGGCGUCGCCGCUGCCGUUUCCUCUUCCUCCUCCUCCUCCUCUGUCACCGGACAUCCGACUGGCCAGUCUAGGAAGCAGCAUCAGGACACGGUGCAACCUAUCACGCUACAGUUACCACGCAGGAAGGGGCAGUCCACGGAGAACGACGGCAAGGACUCGAAGUGAAGUUUCGGAAAGUUUGUUUCGGAAGACGGACGCGUAGUCCGGAAAGGUACAAUACGGUGGGAACGGGGAACCUGUUUCGUAUGCCGAAUUAGUUUUGCAAUAGUAAAAAUAAUAAAAAUCGUAAAAAUAGUAAAAAUCGGGAUUAUUCGGAGAGAAAGAUUCCGGGGAAGUGGGAGCCUACGAGCCUGAUCGGCGGUGUUUGGACGGUGCCACACAAGUGUGCCUUUUGUCACAGACAACGGAGUAUAUUCUUCCAAAUUCUAUCAGUAUCGCGUUAUACAAUUCUCUACACGCUCAUUCGUUUUUUUGUUUUUAUCUUCAUAACUCCUUUCUCUCUCUCUUUUUUUUUCUUUUGCACUCAUUCACUCACUCACAUAUGCGCAUUUAUUUCUUUCACUCUGUUUUCUCUUUCUUCCUCUUUGGCAUUUUUUUUAUACAUACUCUCGAAUCAUAAAUUUCUCAUUAAUAUAAAACACGUAUAUAAACAUAGACUGAUUACAUCGGUGUUUACAAUAAUCUACGAUUAAAAAAAGUCGUACAUCGUUUCGUUUUUCUUCGGUAUACGCUUUUAUGCGAGAACAUUCGUUUUGAGAUAAAUAGCACGCAUCGUACGCGUAUAUAAUAUAUAUAUAUAUAUAUAUUCCAAGUGUAUAUAUAUAUAUUUAUAUAUUUAUAUAUUAUAUAUAUAUAUAUAUAUAUAUAUAUAUAUGAGUGUGCAGUGUCGUAAGAGGGUACCCAGGUACAUAUGCGUGUGUAUGUGUGUGUGUAUGAGCGUACGUGUUGUAUGUGUGUGCGCUAUAUAUGUUUGAGAUUUUCCUUGAAAAAUACCUAAAUCUUAUGUUUAACACACGAUCGUGAAAUAUAUUCGUUUUGUACAUUUCAAUACAUUUCGACGAAGGAAGGUUCUUGCGCAACGUAUGUGUCGUGUAUGUUAUCUUGCGUCUCGACGUGAUACUACGGAAAUAGAUAAAUAAAGAGAGGCAGUUAAUCGUUACAUAGCAUA
Molecule: messenger RNA, 3169 nt
Organism: Ooceraea biroi (clonal raider ant)
Lineage: Eukaryota; Metazoa; Arthropoda; Insecta; Hymenoptera; Formicidae
Gene: dysf
Product: neuronal PAS domain protein dysfusion
Biological process (GO): regulation of transcription by RNA polymerase II
Molecular function (GO): protein dimerization activity; DNA-binding transcription factor activity, RNA polymerase II-specific; RNA polymerase II transcription regulatory region sequence-specific DNA binding
Source: RefSeq, a predicted model, not a curated record